AUGGAGGAAGGCCGAAGUUUUCAUUGGAUGUCGUUUUGCUGUCUGUGCCUUUUCGACUUUUGCGAUGGAGACAGAGUGAUAAGACCUGGCCAUCCUUCUGAAUCGGGUUCUGGUGAACCAGCAACGGUUGAGUUUGACUACGAAACAUUGAUCUUCAAUCCGGAAAGCCCACGGUAUAUUCCACCACGCCAGUGGGGGAGAUCCAGGUCGUUCGUCCUUGCCGCACACCUAGAUUGUCAAAAAAGAUUUCCUCCUUUCGACAAGCACGUUGUAUCGAACCUCCUAUGCCAUGAUUUUCCGCCCUCGGAAGCCCGGAAACGGGAAAGACUGCUGUUUCUUCAACAGCGUUGCUUUGAUACUUUCGGGGAGCAUGCAGAUAUCACUUUGAACGCUCUUCAAGAACAGGCUCGAAUAGGCGUCAGAGACUUAAUUCUUGCACCAAACUUGGUCAAAUUCCUUGCUGGCAAAACGGCCAGAUAUUUGCACUUCGUUGUAGAUCCAUCAAACCCAAUCUGGGGCCUAUCGGCCACGUUCGAAAACGCUCGUUACCUCCAAGGCCUUUCAAACAAGCCAGGUAGAAACGCAUUCUUGGUGGUCUCUCAGCCGCAGUCAGUUACCUUGGAUGGAGUUUAUUUCGCUUUAGACCACCUUGGCGUCAGGGCAGUCUCCUUUGGUGAGUCUGAUAUAACACGAAGCUCCAACCAUGAACAGCCGGGAAUUUGGUGGAGUUUCCUCAACACCAACAAGGCGCAGCGGUACUUUUUGAAAUGGUACAGUGAUGGCUUUAAAAUGCGCGAUUUGCAUGUGGUGGAAUCGCCAGAAGACGUUCUGCCUCCACUAGCAAGGUGGUCGUUGCUACCACCAAAUCCAGAAGCCAUCUGGUACUUGAACCUUGAUGACAGGGCCUAUGGCCGACACUAUUUCAAGGUUUUGGAGUGUGACAGCACUGAAAUCACUGGCUACUCAUCAUGCUUACUUGAUGAAGACAUUCUUUAUCUACACAGUCACCGUGAGGGCGAGGACUUGUCAUUCUAUCGCGAAGGUCGAGGAGACCGACUACACGCAGUGUGGCUCUAUUUUCCAGUCGAGAAGCACGAGCGGAUCGUCGAAGUCUGGCGCCUUAGGAGGAGACCAACAUUCUGGCGCGAUAUCCCUCUGCUACGAACGAACAAGGGACGCGUUUUCUUUCUAGGAGCAAACGCCAGCAUGGCCCAACCAGAAGCCAUCUUCGAACGUGUGGCCUUGUUGACCGCACAGCCUUCUCGUUUUUGGUUCAGUCUUCGGGGAGAUGGCGUCGACUGUCUUGCAUUUGACUGUGAGGACAAACGCCACGAUAAGAACGAAGCUCCCCCAUCUUUCCAUGAUCCAUCUACAUGGUCCUCGAGGAUGAGUGUCCAGCAGGUCUUCAACAAAUCGGUCAGACUUGGAGCUGUUACCGGAGUUGUCCCCUGCAGAUCUUGGAUCCCCGGGUCUACUGGGAUUGUCGGUCUCGUCUUUACCUACUCCGAUGGAUCGAGGGAAUCAGUAGGACAAGUCCGUCUUGAUCAUCUCCUUUCACCCAUCGAGGUUGACCCGAACGGAGAGAUGUGGCUAGGGGCCAGACUACUUGACCCCAGCGGCGCAGUCGUUGAGUCAAUGAAAGUGAUCCCGUCCUCUGGCCAAACCUUCCAUGGUGGAAACCCUUCUCAGGAAGGGUUGACCUGGUUAAGGAUACUUUGGCGGGGCCGGUUGGACUGGAACUUUUUGUAUAGCCAAUGCUUCAUCAAUGUCAGUGAUCAGGUCAAUGUACAUCAGCAUAUGAGCAUUGAUAUGUUGCUGGAGAGCUGGGCUGGGAGGGAAUGGGAGAAGGAGGAGGUGUCGGGACAGCUUGUUGUACGUGCCCGUUGA
Messenger RNA from Fusarium redolens, 1887 nucleotides. RefSeq lists its product as uncharacterized. The transcript is spliced from 4 exons. NCBI's taxonomy places the organism in Eukaryota, Fungi, Ascomycota, Sordariomycetes, Hypocreales, Nectriaceae. The record is from RefSeq and is a predicted model, not a curated record. Bases 1 to 1887 code for a protein of 628 amino acids.